CACUUGCAAACGUUAUUAUUCUCGAUGUGAUAUCAGAUCGAGUUGGCCAAAUCUCGAUACCGUGAAGAUGAUAAGCAGUGAUAACAUACCGAAUAUGGCACAGGAUGUCAUCCGCUGCUCUCUAUGUACAAAUGCUGUGGCAAUGCACUGCAAAAGUUGUGAUGUAAAUCUCUGUGAGCAGUGCAUAAGCCACCAUAUACAAAAAAGCCCAACUCUAAAAAAUCAUGAUCUUCUACCGUAUACGCAAAAAGCGUCUUCAGAACAAGUUAUAAAUAAUUGCAAGGAUCAUCCCAAUCAAAUCUGUGACCUCUACUGUCAAGACUGCCACAUUCCUAUAUGUUCGCGUUGUCUGCUGAAAAAUCACAAGCGACAUAGCGCAGAAGAAUUAUCCGAAAUUUAUGAAACAACUCGGAGUGCUGUCAGCGAAGACUUACUGGAAUUAAGACACUUCAAAGAAGAAUACGAAAAGGUCCUAAGGGACAUGGAAGACGGAUUGUCCACAUAUGCAGAAGAAAGUGAAAAAGAAAGAAAUUCUUUAAAAAUAUUGGGGGGAAAAUGGCAUGAAAUUCUGGAUAACGCUAUAGACAGAAUGGAAGAGGACAUAAUGAACAGAACAAAGGAAGACAAGAACCUCGUACAGGAUAAUGUUGAUGAAAUUCGGAUUUCCUUACAGAAUGUGGACGAAUUAAUAAAGAGAAACGAGAAUUUAUUAAAAGAUGACGAUGUUUUGAACAUUCUUAAAUAUGAGUCUAGGGUUGAUGAAUUGCGACUUGUUCCCAACAGAACAGAAAUCACCCCAGCAAAAAUCGUUCCUCUAGAUGUUAAAGAAGAGGAAAUCAUGCAACAGCUUGUGACUCUCACACCUUCGACCCGAAACACUCUCCGUGGAUUCGCUAUCACCAAAACUGGCCGGGAUUUCUCUGUAUCUGCUCGAGUGUUACUUGAAAAGCAGCAAAUUUUAUUCACCAUAAGAGCCAACAGCGUAAAAUUAAAAGGAAUUUGCUGCGAGUCCACAGACAAGGUUUGGAUUUAUGGAGAUGAUGAAAAACUGAAGCAGUUCGACAAACUUGGCAACAUGCUAAAUUGCAUAACGGCGAUUUCGGGGAAUAGUCAGAAAGAUAUCGCUGUAAAUAAGGAUGGCGAUGUUGCUUUUUCUCACAUAACAGAUGAAUGUGUGAAAAUACUCAGAGAAAGGCGUAUACAGAAAAUGGUUGACUUGUCUGGCUGGAUUCCGUAUGGCCUUUGCUUCAAUUCAGACGAUGAUCUGAUGGUCUGCAUGCGACGAAAUGACUACUCAGAGAGCAAAGUUGGCAUAUAUUUGGGAGAAAUGUUGAAGCAAGAGAUUCAAUAUGAUGACACCAACAAGCCACUAUUUUCAACAGGUAGAAACAACAUGUAUAUCACCGAGAAUGGAAACGGAGACAUUUGUGUGUCCGACUGGAAUGCCUCUGCUGUCAUCGUGACCAAGAAAUCCGGAGAAUUUCGAUUUCGUUACACCGGAAGUCUCUCUCGCAGCUACAAAGAAUUUUAUCCACAUGGAAUAGAUACUGACAACUACUUUCGUAUUCUCGUUGUUGAUCGCAACAAUGAUUGUGUCCACGUGAUUGACCGGAACGGGAAGUUUUUACGCUACAUCAACUGCAGUUUGAAAGACCCAUUCGUUCUCAGUAUUGAUAGCGACGAAAACCUCUGGGUCGGAGAAUGUGAUGAGCAGAACAUCAAAGUUAUUAAGUAUCUAGACUAAAUUUAUACGCUGAUCUUAAGAACGGAAUUUUUUAAAAAGCAUUUUAAAUUUUAUGAUCGACUCACAAAACGAACCUGUAGUAAUGCGAAUCCAGUUGCCUUGUUCGACAUCAGUCUUUGUGAUAUCAGGAAAUCAUGAAAAAAUGUGUCAACGUGCAAGUCUGUGUGAUUUACACACCAUUAAUUCACACUUUACCUAAAACAUUCAUCAUUUUACAUUUUACAUGUUUAAAAGCUACAAAAAUAUACUCAGUGUUUGAAUUUCC
Saccostrea echinata is the source of this 2009-nucleotide messenger RNA. Its product is annotated as E3 ubiquitin-protein ligase Midline-1-like. The record is from RefSeq and is a predicted model, not a curated record. Gene Ontology annotation, biological process: positive regulation of DNA-templated transcription. The coding region runs from base 68 to 1744 and encodes 558 amino acids. Gene Ontology annotation, cellular component: nucleoplasm; chromatin. Gene Ontology annotation, molecular function: zinc ion binding; ubiquitin-protein transferase activity. The transcript is spliced from 2 exons. Lineage: Eukaryota; Metazoa; Mollusca; Bivalvia; Ostreida; Ostreidae.